Molecule: messenger RNA, 620 nt
Organism: Paramecium pentaurelia
Lineage: Eukaryota; Ciliophora; Oligohymenophorea; Peniculida; Parameciidae
Source: the annotation of a GenBank genome assembly
AUUUAUGAAGGCAAUUUAUUUAUUUUCCACAAUUAAACCUUUAAUAGUUUCUGGCCCUAGUGGAGUUGGUAAAGUAAAUAAUAAUUUAAUUUAAGGGAUCAUUGGUCACAAAAUUACUAUAGAAUAACUAAAACUUUGUUUAUAGUGUUAGUUUAACUACUCGAAAACCAAGACCUAAUGAACAGAAUGGGGUCAACUAUUUUUUUGUAGAUAAAAAUGUUUUUGAUGAGAAAAUCAUAAAUGAUGCAUUUUUAGAAUUUUGUGAAGUGCACGGGAAUUUUUAUGGCACCGCAAAGCACCAAAUAAACGAUAUCAUCAAAUAAAAUAAAAUACCUCUCAUUGAGAUUGAUGUUUAAGGAGCUGAAAAAAUUAAUAAAUAACUACAAAACUAAUGUGUGAACAUAUUUAUAUUACCACCAUCUAUCAACUCCCUUAGAGAAAGAUUGAUUGGAAGAAAAACUGAAACUCAAGAUGUUAUAGAAAAAAGAAUUAAGAAUGCAGAAACUGAAAUAGAGAAAGCUAAAUCAUUUUAAUUUUAUCAUUUUAUUGUUAAUGACAAUUUUGAAACCUGUUAUAAAGAGCUCCUUGAAUAUGUUAACAAUAAGUAUUAAAACUUUUGA